Molecule: messenger RNA, 2577 nt
Organism: Aspergillus versicolor CBS 583.65
Lineage: Eukaryota; Fungi; Ascomycota; Eurotiomycetes; Eurotiales; Aspergillaceae
Product: Pumilio-family RNA binding repeat-containing protein
Exons: 5
Coding region: 1-2577 (858 amino acids)
Biological process (GO): post-transcriptional regulation of gene expression
Cellular component (GO): cytoplasm
Molecular function (GO): mRNA 3'-UTR binding
Source: RefSeq, a predicted model, not a curated record
AUGACUGCUUUCCUGGCCAAAUUUCUAACCAACCUUUUAAACAUUCCCCAGGGCCACAAGCACCCAAACGCCUGCAUCAGCUCCCCCGAACCGCUGGAGACAUCCAAGCUCGGAAACCUCCAGUCUCCCGCUAGCCAGAAAAAUGACAAUACCCCAAAUAAGGUCAGGUUCCUCUCAGCCCCCCUUGUUAAAAAUGGUAUCUCACAAUCCCAGAAGCAGAAGUUAGAGCAUUUGAACCAUGCCGUUCCUUUGAUAGGAAAUUCUAAAAUGGAAAGACUGCUAGCGAAACUGUCGCCAAAGGCUCAGGUUUCAGAUACCAAGCAGGCCACCAACCACGAGAUUCUCUCGAAACUAUCAGAACAGCAAUUAGCCCUAGACCAGCAGAAAAGCCUCCUGUCCAAAAAUGUAGUCGACAGCAUGGGAAUCCCUGAGGAGCUUGCCGAACCUACUGGUUUUUCGCUGCAUACGAGUGUCAACAUGGGUAAUAGUGCACAAGAUGCAGUGAGUCAGGAUAGUUCUGACUCCGAAGCUUCUGAGUUACUUCGUCUGAAGCACGAGCUUCAAGCUGCAAACUCAAGAAUCGCCCUGCAGGAACAAGAAUUAGCGCAAACCCGUGUGAUCAACCAUACUCUGGACCAGGCUCUUGGGCCUCCAUCUGAAGUCGACUUUAGUGGGCGUGAAAUAAGCGAGAAAACGUUCAGUAACCUGCAGAGCGCAUUCAACGCAUCCAUACCGACCCCUCAUUUACUCCAGGAUGGCUGGAAUACGCAGGAAGAUUCGCAGUCAGAUAUAUCUGAUGCACUUUCCGCCGGCGCGUACAAUAGGGCUAAAAGGUUUUGGCCACAUUCUACACAGUCAGCUUACGGAGUUGGACACAACUCGGAAAGGGCCUAUGGUGAUAACAAUCUUCCCCUGUCCGGCACUUCAUUUGGACAGGAUUCGAGCCGAUUUUGGAGACAAUCAGCAACAACCCCUGCUGUUCCGGGGAACGGUUCUUUUCACCCGCAUCGUGUGCUCUCUGGCCCUUCUGUUACCCCUUGUAGCUUUGAUGGACCUUUCCCGGAGGAUCAAGGUAGGUAUUUUCAAGGCUCGGAGUUUGGACCUCGCCAUCCAACUGCUCAGUCGAACCGCAUCGGACCAUGUUUUUCUGGGGGAAACUCUCCCUGGAGUGCAUUUGCUCCUUGCCCAGGCGACAGCCAGGGCCCUCGAUCACCCCCGAGUAAACCAAGCAGCACCUAUCAGCAAAUCGGGCUGUAUCCACUGCCACCUUAUCAUCAAAGGCCCGUCGCACCUCCGCUUUCACCAACGGCGACGGAGUUUUCAACUCCCAGUGGUAAUUCAGUGCCAUGGGCUGCCUCGCCCGUCGGUGGGGGCUCCGUCCAGACGUACAUUUCGCCACUUGAACCACUCAACUAUCGGCGCCUACUUGAUAAGAACGUCUCCUGUGAUUGGAAGUAUAUAGUGGACAAGAUCGUUUGCAACAAUGACCAGCAGGCCUCUAUAUUUUUGCAGCAAAAGCUCAAAAUUGGGACAACAGAGCAGAAAUAUGAUAUAAUUGAAGCCAUCAUACAACAAGCGUACUCACUCAUGGUAAAUCGGUUUGGAAACUUUCUUGUCCAACGUUGCUUCGAACACGGAACCCCUAAGCAGAUUAUUGCCAUUGCGAAUGCUAUCAAGGGCAACACUUUGAGCCUCAGCAUGGAUCCUUUUGGUUGCCAUGUGGUCCAAAAGGCAUUCGACUGUGUGCCGGAAGAGCACAAAGCUGUUAUGGUCCACGAACUCCUGCGCAGGAUUCCCGAAACUGUAAUCCAUCGGUAUGCAUGCCAUGUUUGGCAGAAACUUUUUGAAUUACGAUGGAGCGGCGAACCUCCACAAAUCAUGGCAAAGGUGAACGAAGCGUUGCAUGGAAUGUGGCACGAAGUUGCGCUGGGCGAGACUGGAAGUCUCGUGGUUCAGAAUAUCUUUGAAAACUGCGUUGAAGACGAGAAGCGCCCGGCCAUUGAAGAGGUUCUAGUCAAGAUCGAUGUGCUUGCUCAUGGUCAAUUCGGAAACUGGUGCAUUCAACACAUCUGUGAACAUGGCGCUCCGCAUGAUAAGAGCCGCGCCAUUGAGCACAUAAUACUUUGGGCUGUGGAUUACAGCAUGGAUCAAUUUGCGUCAAAGAUCGUUGAGAAAUGCUUGAAGAUUGGUGGGGCAGAAUUCUUAGAUCGCUACCUGUCGCGAGUGUGUACUGGCCGGACAGAUCGGCCAAGAAUGCCGUUAAUUGACAUUGCCGGAGACCAAUACGGCAACUAUCUCAUCCAGUGGGUUCUUAUGAAUGCUGCUUCCCACCAGCGGGAGCUUGUCGCAACCCAUAUCCGAAAACACAUGGUUUCUCUCCGUGGAUCCAAGUUUGGUUCGCGUGUGGCAAUGCUUUGCUGCAAUCUGUCUCAUACCACUCGCCCAGGGCCCGGAACGGGCGUUCAGAUGGGUCGGUUCAACAAUUUCAACGACGAUCGAUUCCAGGCACCGACCCAACACGUAGGGCGCCUUAGCCGUGGGAGUCAGUGGAACCCCAGCUACCCCCCUUUUCGUUAG